Messenger RNA from Daktulosphaira vitifoliae (grape phylloxera), 2637 nucleotides. RefSeq lists its product as uncharacterized. The transcript is spliced from 4 exons. Bases 237 to 2258 code for a protein of 673 amino acids. The record is from RefSeq and is a predicted model, not a curated record. NCBI's taxonomy places the organism in Eukaryota, Metazoa, Arthropoda, Insecta, Hemiptera, Phylloxeridae.
GGCGCUUUGUAGGUCUGUAAACACUAGUGCAGCGAACACGUUCCCGGCGAUAUUUCACUAUUGUUGUGAACACUAUUAAUGUUAUUGUGGUCCUCGACUGAGGUAGUGCAGCGCAGUAGUGUUGAAGUGCCGAGUGUCGCGAGUGUUAACGUUGCGUCGGUGACAACUUGAUUUGAUAAACUUUGGUGAGUACUACUUAACGUAAAAAUGCUUGUCAAAUAGAUGUAUAAAUUUCAAUGUAUCGAAAAAUCCAAAUAGUUCAAUGUUUACCAAAGAGCGCCAAAAAACGAAUACCCAGUGAUCCGGGAGGUUUAGCAAUUAAAACAGACGAUGAAGACGACCAAUUUUUUCAUAGAUUUUGUUGGGAUCAACUGAGAAAACAUGACCAAGAAUUAAUUCCUAGGGUUAGACUUAAGACUCCCUACAGGACACCACCACUUUUAACAAUAAGUCGCAUGUUAAAAGAGUUAGAAAACGAAAGCAAAAAGAAAAAAAUGGAUUCUCCUUCAAGGAAUAGAGCUCGAUCGACAUCGGAUUUAAAAUCUCGACAAUACAUACCGAAUGAGAAUGCGCCAACAGUAAAACGUUACAAUCGAGUAAGCCAAGGAAAUCGGAGUAGAAGCCGAUACGAAAUUUACAAUUCUACAACAAUGCCAUUUGGUAAACGUUAUAGAGAAAUGGUUACUUCUAAUAUACACGAUAUUGAAGAUAAUAAUGAAAGUAGUACUGACUCGAGUCAAAGUACAUAUGCGACAUGUUGUUCAGAAGUAGAGACUUUGAAAAUGUCUGGUUUUCAUUGUAUCGAUGAAAACACUAAAAAACACGAAGUUACCUUGCAAGCCAGUACAGACGAAACAGUUACAGAAGCUCGAAAUUAUGACGUGAGCACAGAAGAAAAAAAUAAAUUAAUAGAGAAUGACGAAUUGAAAUCGACGGCAAUGGUAAAAAGUAUUAAUGAGAGACGCCUAAUGUACAAUAUGCCAAAAUCGUCUAAUUGGAAUACGUAUCAAGAAGAACAAUUAACUUACGAACCAGAAGACCAACAAGUACAUAAAGAAGUUGUUGUGAGAUCUAGAAGUCUUUUUAGCUUAUUAGAAGAUCAGCCGGUAGAAAAUUUAAACCAAAAUAACACCCAAAAGUUGGUAAAAGCAACAUCGGAAAAUUAUUUGUACAAGGAAGAUAAUCAGAAACCUAGAGUUGUUGAUACAACACCUUCAAAGAGAUAUAAUAGUACAAUUAAUUUGAAAAUAAGUAAUAUUAAAUCUAAGUCACAAGGUAUAAAAUAUAAAUCACAAUCAGAUUUGUGUCGGUCAGUAGAAGAAUCUAAGAGAUUAAAUAGACCAAAAUCGAUGGAUUACCUUACUCAUAAAGAGAAUAAAUCGCACACGGAAACACUAAAGAAACAUUUUUACUAUCAUCCUUUGAAACCCAUAAAAAAACUUAAUGAUAAUGAAUUACCAGAUCCAGAUAAAGUUCAGAGUACUAGACAACUAUUCCAAAAAGUUUUGAAAAUACCACUUCCUCCAAGUUUAAAUAAUCAAAAUCCAAAAAUAGGACCAAGACCUACACAAGAAGUUCGAGUUGUGCCGGAUUCUCAUAAACCUAGUAUUCAAAAAUGCGUUUCAGUAGAUAUGGGAACAAACAUUCAUAACAAAUGGACGGAUAGUGGAAGUGUAUCAUCUGGUGUGGGUAGUGAAGCUAGCUUUGAAACAGAAUCUUCUGAAAAUAAUGCAAGAGGUGAUAAGUAUAGUAGCGACGAUGAAGAAUAUUUAGCCGAUAAAACUACAAUCGAGUUGGUAGGACGACCCGUGUCUGCCGAAAUUCUUAAUAAAAUCAGAAAAUUUGGAACCAGUGUCACUUACUAUGGAGGUAAAGUUAUAUCGAGUAGUCGAGGAGAAGUGUGUAGUCCUAUGACUAUGACUAUAAUGGACGAAAUUAGACAUCAAAAAGAAGAAAAUAUCAAACUUCGUCUAGUAAAAAGUAACAGUUGUGGAAGUAGAAUAGAAUUAAUGGAAGAAAUUAAACACAGUGAAAAACAAGUUGAAGCAAUCCGAGAGGAAGAAGAAGACGAAGAUCUAAGAAGAGAAAAAAGCAAUCAAGACAUUUUGGACAAUAGUUCAUCUAAAAGUGUGUCUUCUGACGAAUUAUCGUGGAAAGCAUUAAUAGUCAUUAGAAAGAAAAUGAAUAACGUACCAGUAUUUGACAUGGAAUUUGAAGAAUUUGAAGUACUCGAUGAUAAUAACAAAAACAGAGACUAAAACCUUCAUUUUAAAACGGCUUAGAUACAUAAACAUUUACUCAACUCACCAUAAAAAUAAAAUUAUUUUAUCGAUUUAAUUAUAAUUACUGUUGCCAAUCUAUGUUCUAAAAUUAAAAGAAAAAUAUAUUAUUAUGCAUUGUUAGAAUUAAAUUGCUUUAUUAAAUUAUUUAAAAAAUUGUACUAUGUCAAUAGUGUAUGUUUAAAACUACAUAAGUGUAUGUAUUGUAAAUCUUUUUUAAAAUCGAAAUAAAAAGUUAUUUAUACUAUAGGAAGUAGUGCACUGCGCGAUAAUAUAUUACGACAAGAGCACUGCGGAUACUUUACAAUUGUUUCGUUAAUAUAAAACAAUAAAGGAGAUGAAUAUUUCCAGCUCAUUU